This is a messenger RNA of Solenopsis invicta (red fire ant), 3696 nucleotides long. RefSeq lists its product as uncharacterized. The transcript is spliced from 2 exons. The coding region runs from base 2641 to 3522 and encodes 293 amino acids. Gene Ontology annotation, molecular function: DNA binding. The record is from RefSeq and is a predicted model, not a curated record. NCBI's taxonomy places the organism in Eukaryota, Metazoa, Arthropoda, Insecta, Hymenoptera, Formicidae.
ACAGGCGCACACACGCGCGCACCUACAAUCCGGCCUUGUUCCGGCUGUGCGUGUUCGUCGGUGUCGCCAGCGAAUUCGCAGCGUACGAGAGGCCGUGAAUGACCGAGGUGGACGCGUAAUCCGUGAUGACGCCACCUUUGCCGGCAAAUCCUUGUUUGGGAAACAGCAAGCAUUCUUAGGAGGCGCGCCUCAACCGCCUACUGGACGUCGCGAUUGUUCUUCUAUUAUUAACGGCCGCCAAGGCGUAUACUCCUUACACCUAAUCCUUUAAUCUUCGGGAAAUGGAGCUGUUUGCAGACAAAUGGAUUGUGAGGCUGCCAUUGUUCGACUGCUUGUAAUAGAUGCAAAAUCCUAGACGCUCGAGUGUCGGCUAAGCUGGCACCCUCUCGACUCGACCGCGCUAAAUCUAGCUACCGUCUUACCCAUGGACAGAGAAAAAUGCGAAAGAACUGAAGUAGUCGCCGACGAAUGAGGAUUGUACAUCAAACUAUUACAUUUACAUGUUGACAUCCAAAUGCGACAUCCAAAUUAACUCGUAAUUGGUAAUAUAUUAAUGAACAAUAAUUAUUCGUCGAGUCAAUUUGUAUCGAGAGAAAAAAUUUUCUCAUGAAUUUUGGUAGAGAAUAAAUAUAAUUAACACAAGUAAGCGAAGAGAGUCACGUUCGAUUAAAGCGAUCUUGAUGUAUAAUAGUUUGUGUGUGAUUCAUAAUUUUAAGUAAGUAUCUUUACUUAAACUUUUUGUAGAGUACUUUUGGUGAUAAAUUUUUGAAUUUUAAAAGUAACGAAGCAGAGAAGGCACUGUUACUAUUUUCUGCUGACCACCAGUCGCGAAUUAUCACGAUAGAGUUCUGAGAAACAUGUCUCUGGCGAUCGGAUGCCCGUGAGAAACACUACUGACUUGCCGUUUGCCUUCUUUGUUGAAAUGAAGUAUAUUUUUAAUAUUGAUUUCUUAAAAAUAUACUUUAUUUCAACUAAAUACUGUCACAUAGCUCACCACGAUUUGACAAAACAUAUAUUUGUACGGAAUAUUUUAUGAGGAAAACAGCAAUGAAGUAAUAGGAUAGAACUAUAUAUUCAAUUUAAGCAUCAAUAUGUAGCAAAGAAUAACAUGUUUCUCUACGACCAUCACGAUUGUUGGUAUAACACAAUAAGAACAUUCUUUUAUAAUGUGCAGAAAUAAUGAAAUAGUAACACAAAUAUAAUAGAUUGUGAGAAUAUCAUAAAAAUUGAAGGACGAGUAAAAAAUUUAAUUCUUAUCAAAUUGAAGGGUUAUAGAUAGCUAUAUGUAAACUUUAAAAGAUUGAUCUUUGGGUUGUGAAAUUUUCUUAAAGUACACGUUUUCAAAAAUAUUCCUUGUAAAUUUUAACUCGAGCCGACAAAAUUUAACAAAAUUAUGCGAAUUUGGGGGUAGGUACUACUGCUAUACCGAUUUGAACAUUCGGACAAGUUAUAUAACGAUAAUUGCGUUGAGUCCCAAAAACAGUCUCUUUCUACGAGUGUAUGAGUAGUAUAAUCUAUAUCAGUCAAUGAUGUAUAAUCUAUACUUAAAUGAUAAAUCUAAUAGGAAGGAAAAAGAUAGCGAUAGAUGUGGAACGAGAAAGAACAGAAGUACAUUUCCGUCUCUUUCUAUUGAAAGAAAGAAAGAGAUUAGAAAGAGAUGAGAUCAUAUAUUCUACACAUAUCAGAUUAUACUUGCGUUAGUAAAUACUUAAGGCUAUACGAAACCUUAAAUAAAAGAUAAAUGACCUGGUACUCCUUUCAGAAGACCAGCGACUAGCAGUACAGCAUUAGCAGUCGAAUAGCACACUCGAAAACUCUAUCGCCGCAUUUUAUUCCGCGAUCUCUUGUUUUUUAUAUCAUUAUGGGUUGCACACACACACACACACACACACACACACACACAUACAUCUAGAAAAGGAUUUAGAGAUUUGAGACAAUCGAUUAACCUGUGAAAAUAGAGGACAAUAGAAAGGAAGUCUGCGAAUCCGAAAGAAAUAUAAUGUGAUGCAGAGAGUUCCAGUGCAUCGGCAAAAAAAAAUUAAAAAAACAAAAAUAUAAGAGAACGUAAUUGUACCCGAAGAUUAUUCUAUAGAAUAUAGAUAAUAAAUUUUAUAUUACUCAAAAUAACAACAUUGAGUGACCUAAAUGCGCGCAGAUACGUUGAAAAAGAAAUCGUUACGCGCGUCAAAACUUCGAAUCUCGGCGCGCAGCAGAAGACUCAAGAGGCAAGAGCACUUCAGUGAAAAGUUCAAAUUGAAAGUUUGGAGGCUGCAACUAAUUUGGAGGACUUACUACGACCCUGAAACAGACGAAUCUGUAUGACCAGCUCGAAGCUAGGGUGUUCAUUACAAAACGCUUCUUAUGAAGGCUGCUCUGAAGAGAUUGUUCACAUCUUCCUUAUUUAUUGAAAUUUUAUUAUAAAAAAAAUUACUAAAUUAUUCUUAAAAUACGUAUAUUCAAACACAUUAAUGUUUCAAAAAGUCUUCAAGUUUAAAAAAAAAUAGAUUCUCAAACAUACGUGUUUUUUCGACCAUGCAAUUAAGAAUAACUUCUUAAUGUCAUCGGUCAGCAAUAAUCAAAAAUAAAAACACUUCAAAGCUGUGUACUUAUAAAAUAAUUAAUGUAAAAUAAAAAGUAACAAUGUCUCAAAGUUUAGUAUGGCAUUAUUUCAUCCAACACAGACGACCAGUAGCAGAAUGCAAUUUAUGUAACAAAUGGUACCAUAGUGAGCAAGUGCUAAAUUUAGAAAAACAUCUGACACGUGAACAUCCAAAAGUAAUAACAGAAAUACGAGAAAGUAUUAGACGUGCCAAUUUAGCGAAAUAUUUUGUAUUCGAUGUAGGAGAUUCUGAAGCAAGAUGCGUUAUUCAAAAUUGCAUUGUCAACAUAUUUUAUGGAAUAGAUAACUUAAAUAAUCAUUUGAAUAAUCACAAACAAAGAAAUAAACGAAAAAAUACAAACGAAACAGCACCACAGCCAACAGCCGUAGAGGACAACACAAGUGCAGGUGAUAAUAAUCAAUUGACUGAUUCACUUUUACAAGACACUAAAAAUCAUAAAGAAUUACCAUGGGGCAAUUCCCAUAAUUUCGUAUGGCGAUAUUUUAAACCAGAUGGAAAACCUUAUGCAAAAUGCAGUAUUUGUAAAAAUCGCUGCAAAGGCAUAUCUUUGAAUAAAUUAGAGCAACACUUGUUACAUUGUCAUACAGAACUAAUAGAUGAAAUACAAUGUGAAAUAGAUGAAGAAAUUUGGCGUCUCAAUCUAUCACCAUAUUUUGUAUGCGACCCAGAACUUCCUCAAAUAAGAUGCUGUGUUGAUAAUUGCAUUUACAUUGUUAAUAUAUUUCACGGAACAACAGGAUUAAAAGACCAUUUGAGUAAAUGUCAUGAAAAUAUAUGUACAUGGAUUUCUGUGCCAAGAAAUAACACAGAUGUAAUGACGAAACAAGAAGCUGAAGACAGCAAUGAAAGUAUACAGCUAAUUUCUGCAGAAAACAUCGGAAGUGCAAGUGUUAAUAAAUAACCGACUGAUGUACUUUCACAAAACACAGAAAAUUGUCCCUAAUCCUGAUAAAUCGUAAAGAAAUUAUUGCGAAAAAUUACCUCGAACCACUUUUGACCGAUAAUAUUGUAUUCAUUAUUUCAAUUUGUUAUUACAAUUUUCGGUCUUAUUAAGAUUUGUAUUGUAUUAAUAUUU